Geodia barretti is the source of this 267-nucleotide messenger RNA. The record is from the annotation of a GenBank genome assembly. NCBI's taxonomy places the organism in Eukaryota, Metazoa, Porifera, Demospongiae, Tetractinellida, Geodiidae.
ACGUGUCGUUCCUGCUGCGUUGGCAGUGCUGGCUUUGUGGACGAGACUUUGCUGAGCGUUUUCGUCCAAGCCGUUUUCAAAAUCCACCGAACGUGGACUGCCUUACGUUCCCAAAAAAGGAUUUGCGCCAGAAACAAGGCCAAAGGAUGUACCAUGCCCAGGGACCUGAAGUUAUUCCACUUCGCAUUUUUUCUUAUGCGUGGCAGAGCAAAAAAGAUCUUGGUUUUUAUGAUACGCAAUUCUUCAUGUAAGUUUGAUAACGUAGCU